UUGUGUCAAGGGUUCAAACGGAAGCUCUAGAAAAGUCCCGCGGCCGGAGGGGCGUGGUUUGAGGCUCCGCCCACCGCGCUCCAGUCACACCAGAACGGAGUCAAACCCCGGGAGAACAUACCAGAAACUCCGGUCAGACACACAGAGAGCCGCCGAAGCCAUGCAUCCAGCAACUGCUAAGUGGUACGACAGACGGGACUUCGUCUUCAUUGAGUUUUUGGUGGAGGACAGCAAGGAUGUGAACGUAAAUUUUGACAAGUCCAAAUUUGGUUUCAGCUGCCUCAGUGGGGCGGAUAACCUGAAGUACUCAAAUGAAAUUGACCUUUUUGAAUCCAUCGAUCAAGAUGGGUCCAAACACAGACGUACAGACCGGUCGAUCUUGUGCUGUUUACGGAAAGUGGAGGCGGGGAAAUCCUGGCCCAGGUUAACAAAAGACAAAGCAAAGCUGAACUGGCUUAGUGUUGACUUCAAUAACUGGAAAGACUGGGAGGAUGAUUCAGAUGAAGAUUUGUCCAACUACGACCGCUUUUCAGAGAUGAUGGGCAACAUGGGAGGAGAAGAUGAUUUACCUGACCUAGAUGGAGCAGAUGAUGAAUCAGCUGAUAGUGAUGAUGAAAAAAUGCCAGAUCUCGAGUAAGCGACGGGCUCGUUGUGGACAGACAGAGGAGGAGAGGGGGCUGACAUAAUGAAACAAGGAAGCUGUCACCUAAACGCUACUUGAUCUGAAAGAGCAACGCUGGAUUCAGUGAGACCGUUGAGUUCGUAAGCAUCACCUCUGUCUCAGUGGCUGCACUCCAGAAGAUCGUCAUAAACCUCUGUUGGGAGUUAUAUGCAUAUUGUUGUACAGAGCUUUGUCGUCCCUCUCCUUAUGACCAGUCCUGGCUUUUUUUUGUUUUUGUUUUGUUUUAAUCUGUACUAAAAUCCUGUAUACUUAAACUGUUUGGGAAAAACUGCACUGUAUUCGUAAUUUUUUUCAACCGAAAAAGCAAUAGAUGUGAUGGAAAGUUUCUUUUUUUUUUUAUUGUAAGGCAUUGAAAUUAAAACGAAAAGUGAAACUUUGCGGAGGUGGAGAGAGUUUGUGUCUUGCUAAUCUUGUGAUCAAAGCAUAAGAAUAAUUCUGGAUCUUGGGAAGUGUGAGCUGCUCCAGUUAUUAGACAUAAGAUUGACUGCCCUAACAUACAGUACUUUUGUUCAUGUUUCUUUAGGUGGUACCACAUUUGUUGGAUGUUGAUAUUUGACUCUCUCCCAAAUGAUCGAUUUUCCCCGAAGUCUAUAUCGGCACUGUAUUUGGUAUUGGACCAUUCAUGUAUUUCAUAUUGUGACUGCAGUAUGAUAUUUGAUGUCUUCAAAUGUAAAAGAUGUUUCCAGUCAAAUCUAAAACGAAGAGACCAAAUAAGUUUGCACUAAUCGAAAUUAGGUGCUAGACAGGGCUAUGUUUGUGCAUAUUGCUGGUUGACUCCUAUCAAUGUUUUCAAAAGAAAAAAAGCUUUCGAUUUUGUCUAUACAUUUCUAAUAAACUACUCUAUGCUUA
Molecule: messenger RNA, 1531 nt
Organism: Puntigrus tetrazona (Sumatra barb)
Lineage: Eukaryota; Metazoa; Chordata; Actinopteri; Cypriniformes; Cyprinidae
Gene: ptges3b
Product: prostaglandin E synthase 3b (cytosolic)
Exons: 8
Coding region: 161-637 (158 amino acids)
Biological process (GO): prostaglandin biosynthetic process; protein folding; chaperone-mediated protein complex assembly
Cellular component (GO): cytosol; nucleus
Molecular function (GO): prostaglandin-E synthase activity; Hsp90 protein binding; protein-folding chaperone binding
Source: RefSeq, a predicted model, not a curated record